This is a messenger RNA of Stereum hirsutum FP-91666 SS1, 722 nucleotides long. RefSeq lists its product as uncharacterized. The transcript has 4 exons. Lineage: Eukaryota; Fungi; Basidiomycota; Agaricomycetes; Russulales; Stereaceae. The coding region runs from base 157 to 390 and encodes 77 amino acids. The record is from RefSeq and is a predicted model, not a curated record.
AACCCAUCGACACCAGCCCUCUUCUUCGGCUCCUACACAGCGUGCCUGAUCCGCUUCCGUCCCUUUCAUCAUAUAUAAAGCAUUCGUUCAUCUUUCCGAGGCCAUCUUGUCCGCCCCUCCUUGCCACACCCCAAGAAUUCUAGUACUCUAUACUUCAUGUGUCGCCGUAUAGCUGAAGGUACCAAAUGGGCCCGUUGUGGUCACUUUCAGCGCCACUUAGUGGUGGCUAUUAUGGACUGCAACGCAAGUCAUUGUGAACGUAGUGUCCUUCAUCCAAAAGGCUGCCGCGAUUCCAGCUGCAUCAGGGAUUACGGCGCAGAUGUUCAAAAAGUCAUCGACACAGUGAACGAUGACUGUUUCCAGUGUCGUGCAGCAGCUGCACGCCGCUGAACGUCCUCGUCUGCAUGAUCCGAACUCAUCAGUGGUCGCCCAUCAAUCGAAUUGCUCCAUUCCGGAACGUAUGCAUGGAUUUUUGAUUCACUCAGCUUUUCCACGGAACCCAUACAUCCUCGGAUGCCGACAUUCUCUCGUUGGUUAUGCGUAUCCUGUCUUCAUAACGACUACAAUAACGGCAAGCAUUGUACAUUAUUUAAUCCAAUCGCACGCACAUCCAUCGCUUUAUUGUACCUAUCACCACCGUCCUCCUUGCACUGUACAACAUAUACCUCCCGCAUCGUCAACAUUACCGUCCGCAUAAUGAUCCACACUGCACUGUAUAUUCU